This is a messenger RNA of Drosophila sulfurigaster albostrigata, 930 nucleotides long. RefSeq lists its product as uncharacterized. Gene Ontology annotation, cellular component: proteasome core complex; proteasome core complex, beta-subunit complex; nucleus. The transcript has 4 exons. Lineage: Eukaryota; Metazoa; Arthropoda; Insecta; Diptera; Drosophilidae. The coding region runs from base 210 to 758 and encodes 182 amino acids. The record is from RefSeq and is a predicted model, not a curated record.
AUCAAGUCACAUGUCACAUUGUGAAAUAAAUCAAUUGAGCUUACAAUUAUUACAAUAUAUUUGUAAUUCUACAAUAAACGCCAUUUACAAAAGUCGCAUAGUUUUUUUACCGUCUCUUUAAAAUAAUCCUUCGUGAAGCUCAAAUAAAGUCAGCAACAAAGCUCAUUAACCCGAUAGAUCAUUUUGUUGAGCGUUGACACCUCUUUAAGAUGUCUGCUUCGAAGAAUAACCAGAACCUCAAUCAACUGGCAUCUGGCAAUGACAGCAUAAUGGUUGGAAUACUCUUUAAUGACGGUGUCAUUAUAGCCAUCACCAUGACGAGCCAUCUCAUAUUCUAUUUGGAUGAUCGCAUUUACUGUUGCGCCAGAAGCACUGGCUACGAUCACGACUCAUUGCUGGAAGUGGCAACCGAACUGGAGGAAAUAUCAUCGCACACAGUAGGCUACAAGGGAGCUUUGGUGGCUCAAGCAUUGGAACUGCUCACAAAGAAGUACGAGAAUCACCAGGAUUGCGAACUACUGCUGGCUGGUGAGGAUGUUUGUGGCCUGCACUUGUUCACGCUAACUUCCGAUGGCUACACGUGCGCCUGCUAUGCAGCCUUGGGACCAGGAGCCGAUGUUGCCAACGAUUACUUGGGUAACAAUUGGAAAAAAGACAUGAGCUUAAAAGAGGCUGAAUCUCUAGUACGCAGAACAAUUGCCAAGAGUAGAGGAUACAAUGCCAAAGUUGAUCUAUGCAUCGUAUUUAAGAGCCACUAGGAGAUCCAAGUAGCCGACUAAAUAUCAAUGAUCUGCAUUCAGAUAGUUCCUAUAUGACUGAUUAUUGUAAAACUUAUUGUACCAACAAACAAUUUGUAUUGGUUGAGCUUGAAGCGAAAAUAAAUUAGUUGUUGAUGCUCAGCUGGCCCAGAACGCAAUGUAAAUAAUUAAC